GCUCUAAAUUCAUCUCCCUGUAGUCCAAUUCCGUUUUACUUAAACGAUACUACCAAUGACAAGCCGCGAAGAUGAUCUUGAUCUCCUUCUUUCUCUUCAAGAGCGGGUUCUGGAAACGCCUCCUCCUUCCCCUUCAAAUCCCCAUUCUCAUUCUCCGGGGUACCUAUCAGAUGAUGGAUCGCCAAGGCAAAGAGGGAAAUCAGACUUGUCUGUUUUUAAGAAUUUUGUCGAAGAUUGUCUUGAUUAUGAACCCAAACCAGUUGAGAGACAUGCGAAGUCGAAGCCACCGAGUUCAAAUGAUAUUCAAGUUGAUAAGUUUUCAGGUUUGCGUAUAAGGAAGCAAUUGGUCAGUCCUGUGGAACUCAGUGAGCGGUUGUCGGAUAUUCGUUUUGUUCGACUAUCAACUAUAAAGAAUUUGUUGAAGGGAGACACCCUUUACGGUUGUUGGGCAACCAUAGGAGUGUUGACUGAAAAGCGUACUCCAAUGACUAUAAUCGGGCAGAGCUAUUCCAUAUGGAAAAUUGGGUGCUUAGAUGAAAAUACUGUUUCUCUUUUCUUGUUUAGUGAUGCUUAUGAGCAGAAUUGUAAGGAGCAGGUUGGAACAGUUUUUGCAUUGUUCAGUUGCAGUGUUCGCAAAGACCCAAAGGGAUUGGGAUUUUCCUUGAGCGCUACUGCUGCCAACCAAAUUCUAAAGAUCGGUACCUCAGCUGACUAUGGAGUCUGCAAGGGAAAAAGAAAAGAUGGGAUGGCUUGCACGCUUGUUGUAAAUAAGCGUCAAGGUGCUUACUGCCAAUAUCACCAAUCGAAAGCAUCAGAAAAAUAUUCCACAAAGAGAACUGAACUAAUGGGAGGGAACUUGAGAACACCAUUUAGAAAUCCUCCUAGAUCAGAAGGAAUAUACAUGGUUGAUCCUCUAUCUGAUAAAACAAACUCGAAAACAUCCUCUAAGCCAGUUAAACUACUGUCUGUGGAGGCACUUAAACGGGCACUAAGCAAUGGAGAUAAGGUGACAACAAAUAGACACUCGCAGGGCAUAAGAUUUCUUAAUACAGUUACAGGGGAAAUUGGUUCCAAAGUAGCAAAUGGAGUAUCUAAAAUGGUUGGCUCAGAGAAGAGGAAAGAAUCUAAUGUUAAACAAGACACAUCUCUACAAAGAAAAAAAACAUGUGGAUUCAAAGAGAAGGAAAGUAAAGCAGGAGCAGACUUUGGAAUUCAAUUGGACUAGGCGAUGGGAAACUGAUUGACCUAUACGUUGAUUUAACUACAUGGUGCCAUAUGUU
Messenger RNA from Hibiscus syriacus, 1280 nucleotides. RefSeq names its product protein MCM10 homolog. Gene Ontology annotation, molecular function: single-stranded DNA binding; DNA replication origin binding. Gene Ontology annotation, biological process: DNA replication initiation; DNA replication. The record is from RefSeq and is a predicted model, not a curated record. Gene Ontology annotation, cellular component: replication fork protection complex; nucleus. NCBI's taxonomy places the organism in Eukaryota, Viridiplantae, Streptophyta, Magnoliopsida, Malvales, Malvaceae.